Messenger RNA from Symbiodinium sp. CCMP2456, 4467 nucleotides. The record is from the annotation of a GenBank genome assembly. NCBI's taxonomy places the organism in Eukaryota, Dinophyceae, Suessiales, Symbiodiniaceae.
AUGUGGCUUGGUGCCUCGGUCUGGCAGGGACGUAUAGGCUUGCAAUAUACGCCGGGCCACGCUGGUGUUUUGGGCAACGAACUAGCCGAUCUUGCCGCCAAGUCAGCGGUUGCCGGUUGCCCUCUAGGAGAACUGAACUGGCACGUUGCGGCGGACAUUGAUUGGUGGGGUCAUCAGGGGGCAUUGUGGUCUUGGUGUAGCGUCGUCCUAGGAUGGGCUAUGGGGGAUGACGCAUUGCCCUCACCUGUAGGCGACAGGCUCAACCAUGAGCGUGACCAUGGUGGACUCAGUCCGGCAGAAAUUGUCCAGCCUUUUGCCCCGGAAGUCUCGUCCAAUGAGGUUGCUGUUGCCCAAGGACUGCUCCACCUUCGAGUUGCGUCAUACAAUGCUUUAUCCCUAGCCACGGAAAAAACACGGGUUGUUGAUGAAGGCAUAGCUUUCCAGGCAGCUAGACCGGCUCUCUUGGCAAGUCAGCUAGAGAAGGCAGGCGUCUGCUGUGCGGCAAUUCAGGAGGCCCGCACAGCACCUGGCCAUCUCGUCACCGGGCCUUUCCUCAGGUAUUGCUCAGGUUCCGCGCGAGGCCACUUAGGCGUGGAAAUGUGGUUCCUGAAAGGCCACGCAUUUGUGACGGCGGCUUCCGGCGUCGCAUGUCACGUUGCCUUCGAGCCCUCGGCUUUUGUCGUGCUUGCCAAUGACCCAAGAAGGCUGUUGGUUUCCUUCAAGCAGGGCAGUUGUCAGUGGAAAGAAACCGAACUUCUCCUACAUAGGGAGGGCAGAGGCAAGUGUAUCGUUGUUGGGGCUGAUUGCAACGCGAGCCUCGGCUCGGUCGAGUCUGAGGCUGUUUCGUGUGCUGGGGCUGAAGAGCAGGAUUUGGCGGGGGACAUGCUCCAUAGCUUGCUGCGGAAGUGCGAGCUGUGGGCGCCGGCCACAUGGGACGGCGUGCAAAGCGGCCCCACUUGGACUUUUAUGCAGCGCCGCAAUGGCGCUCUGGCAAGACCCGACUUCGUUUUCAUCCCCGCGGCCUGGCGCCAGGGUAAAGUCUCUGCCUGGACUGACCCUGAUGUCUCUACUGCUAACAUGGUCAUAGAUCACUUAGCCACAGUAGUUGAGGUCCGGGUGCCUAUCCAAUGCAACAUGAAGCCCGCCACCAAGCCCAAGCCCCGCAUUGAUGUCAAGGCGUUAUGUGCCCCAGCCAACCGGCAGAAGCUGGAGGAACUUUUGAGCCAGGUCCCGAGGCCACCGUGGCAUACUUCGGCCCAUGCACAUGUCGCCAUCGUCACAAAACACUUGCAAGAAACCCUGGCAGAGGCUUUCCCGUUGGAUGGCCGCCGGCCCCUGCACCCCUUCUUGUCGGACGUUGCGUGGGGCUUGCAGAAAGAAGUGGCAUGGCUGCGGCGGAAAUGCGCUCGGACCAGGGAUUUCAUCAGACAGCAAACCAUGAUUGCUGUUUUUACUGCGUGGCAAUCUCGCGCGACAGGUGAGCCAGCUUCAUCUGCAUGGCUCCGGGACGCACAGCUUUCAGGGGCUUUGUACGGAUUCCGUUUGGGCUUUCUAGCUAAGGCGCUAAAAGCUAGAUGCAAGCAAGACCGUGCGGCUUACAUGGAGUCUCUUGCAGACGAAGUGCAGACAAACCCAGCUACCGCUUUCCACGCAGUAAACAGGUUGAUGUGCCGCAGGCGUAGGAAGCCUUAUGAGCCAACGGUUUUGCCGGCCGUGCUGAAUUCUGAAGGCCAUCUCUGCACAACGCCUGAGGAGACUAUCCGAAGAUGGAGGGAGCAUUUCAGUUCUCUUGAGGACGGUGUGGAUACCAGCGUGUGGACUCUGGGAGCUGCUGCAAUGCAGCCUGUUCAGGAGGCCUGGCCUUUGCCGGGCGACUUGAGUUCCAUGCCCACGCCGGUUGACUUGCAGUCAGCAAUCCUUGCGGCGAAGAGAGGCAAAGCUUGUGGUCCGGACCGUAUUCCGGGAGAGCUGGGGCUGGCUGCGGCGCCGAGUCUCCAGCCUUGUCUCCAACGGCACUAUGAUCAGACAGCGUCGUCUUUACACCUAAGCGGACGCAAGGGCGGUUGUGUCCUGUUCGGCUCUCAUGCGGUACGGGCCUUCACCAGAUGGAAGGUCGGCCAAGGCGGAACGGCAGUCGUUCUUUUCGCUGAUGUAGCUUCUGCCUAUUACGCGACCCCCCGCGAGCUUGCUGCCCGAGGUCCAGGUCAGGAGGCGCCGGGCCUGGAAGACCAGUUGGGUACGGCGCACCUUCAUAACGAUGACGAGCUGGACCCCAUGGUACAGCAGCAACGUCCAUCAGCUUUGGCACAAGAUCGGGCCACACCGUGGCUGCAAGCCUUGACAUGGCAGUUAAACACGGGAACUUGGAUGCAUCUCAGUGGAGAUACAGUUCCGGUGGCAACUAACCGCGGCACCCGUCCCGGCUCCGCCUGGGCAGAUUUGACAUUUGGAGUCAUAAUUGGACGGGUGCUUCGUGUCCGUGAUGCUUGCAGGCUGCAGGCACGCACCGCUUCUUGUGUUCCCCGAGUACCGUGGGACGGUUGCCGAUCAUGGCAGCCGGUCGAGAGAGGCAAAACUGCCAUACCGCUUUGCGAUGUGGUCUGGGCAGAUGACUUGUCAGAGUGCCUCAGUGUAGACUGUGCUGGUGACACAGGCCGCAUCGCCGCUACCGAGGCGGGCCACCUUGCGGACGCAUUCGCAAGUCACAGCCUAGACCUGUCUUUCGGUCCCCGGAAAACAGCCGCCAUCGCUAGCAUCCGAGGCCCGGGGUCAAGGGCUGUCCGAAGGUCGCUGUUUGCUGGCGAUGCCACCUUGGCGGUGCUCCGAGAGAACUGCGGGGCGUCGCGGUUGCCUUUGGUGACGCGGUACCGGCACCUGGGCGUGCAGCAGGCUACCGACGGCAAAAUACACUGUGAGGUUAAAAGCCGGAUCGCUGCGGCUUGGGGUGCCUUUCGAGAAGGGCGAACCAGAGUGUUUCGUUGCAAGCGUGUCGCCAUCCAUCGUCGCGGCGUCCUGCUCGAGACCCUCGUCAUGCGCAAGUUGACUUUUGGGGCAGGGGCGUGGCCCCCCCUUGGUGCUUGUGACCUCCGACUCUUCGCAGGAGCGGUUACCUCGCUAUACCGUGCAGUUAUUUGUGUCAAACCGCAAGAUGACCAACAUCUGUCGGUUUCCAUGAUCUGCGCGUUAGUUGGACAGGUUGACCAUGCCACGUUGUUGAAGGUGGAACAGCUGCGUUACGUGCGACAGCUCGUAGCCGCAGCGCCGGACGAGCUGUGGGCGCUGGUGAGGCUAGACGAGCACUACCUCGCCCUGCUGCGUGAUGCUCUAGCCUGGCUUUAUGAGCGUGUCCAAACUACUGUUGAGCUCCCACACCCAUUAGUGGAUUGGACACCGUGGUGCCAGCUGAUGGUUCAGCGUCCGGGUCGAUACAGAGGGAUUGUUAAACGUGCCAAAGGCUUGGAGAUGUGUAGGAUUCAGUGCCAUGCGGCGCUGCAGGCGCUGUACCGCACGUUUCAGGCUAUUGCUGUGGGCCACGAAACCCGGUCCACCCAGGCCAACCAACACUUCACCGAGGCUUGCUUGAUCUGCAAAAAGGGGUUCGUCUCGCGCUCGGCCUGGGCCAUGCACUCGUCGAAGUUGCACGGCUAUCGCAUUGCGGCUUCUAUCCUCCUUGGUUCUGACAAGGGUACCUUAUGCCGUGGCUGUGGCAAAUGCUAUGCCAGCUCGGCAAGGCUACGCCGGCACCUGUUGCAUGCGCACAAUUGUCGCAAACAGUGGGGUGCUUUUGAGUUGCAGGAAAACGUUGUGGUUCCCUGCUUGCACAGCCAGCAACCUCCCCUUUCCCUGGAAGGAGUUCUUGAGCUACAGCAGCCGGAUAUUGUUCGCGAUGACGUUCAUCCGGGCCUUUUGCGUGCCCUCAAGGAGCUGGGUGAUGCCAGUGCAGAAGCAAUCUGGGCAACGGUUACUGAGUUUGUAGAGCCGUUGGCAGUCCUCAGGAGGACCCUGGAAGCUUGGCGUAGUGACAGCGAUUUCCCCCUUGCUUGUGAAGAGGCGCUCGAAGAUGCCCUGCUACAGCUUGAUCCCGAUGUUUGCUGUGAUACAUACUGCCACCCCAAGCGACCUUGUACGUCAGAGGAGUGCUGCACCGAACUCCCGGGCCCUUUUGACACGCACUUCGCUUUCAUCAUGACGGGAGCGGUUGCCACUUUCAAGCUUGAUGAGCCUCCAUGCCCUGCCUUUGCCUACCCCUUCAAGGGAGGGGCUCCUCUUAGCUCGGCAAAGAAGCAAGCUGCGUAUGUUGUGGCAGCGUGUGAUGUCAUUGGGCUCUUUGCCCAGCAGUCUAAGUCUUCUAGGGUUUUCCUGUGUGCCUCCCGCAGAGCCCUGGCAGCCCUCGAGCCUGCAGCUACGUGGUUAGCUUCAGCAGGCUUUAUACACGUCGGCGAAGGGUUUCAUAGCCCCGCUGACUAG